Molecule: messenger RNA, 2357 nt
Organism: Aplysia californica (California sea hare)
Lineage: Eukaryota; Metazoa; Mollusca; Gastropoda; Aplysiida; Aplysiidae
Product: neuropeptide Y receptor type 5-like
Exons: 1
Coding region: 947-2131 (394 amino acids)
Biological process (GO): G protein-coupled receptor signaling pathway
Cellular component (GO): membrane
Molecular function (GO): neuropeptide Y receptor activity
Source: RefSeq, a predicted model, not a curated record
UAAAAAAAUUCAGCGUCAUUUUUUAAAGUGUGGAUUUUUUAAAAAUGAAACAAAACAUCCCUUUAAAUACGAGAAGCUGUCACCUCAUUAUUUAAUAGAUUACUCAAAGACGUCAAAUGAAGCUUAUGACUGUAAGCAAGUGACGAGAUCCCAAUUUAGACUACAAGCUGGUUUGGACAAAAUUGCUGCAUUGUGUUACUGAAGGGAGUUUUUUUUGUUGCUUCUUUUUUGUUUCAUUCUGUCAGACCAAAUUGUGCUUAGCAUCAAUCAAUUUCUUAAACGCAUUCUUAAAAUCAGACCCCGUCUAUUGGCUUUAAUAAGAUUUAGAGUAAUGCGAUUGGAGGUUUUACAUCACCAGACAGUCGAUUAUAUAGCUUUUAGACUGAAAUUAAAUACCAACAUACUCAGGUAUUAAUCGUAUCUCUCUAAAUAAAAACCAACAAACAAACCUCCCAUGAGCAGAUGAACUUGCAAGCAAAAGAUUGUGGUCCCGUUUCAUGUGUAUCCUCGAAAAGAAAGUAUAAUAAUUGUUCCUUUUGUCUUUUCCACAGUGUCUAAAGCCCACUGGGGAAUCUUUGUCGACUCCAGCGUUGAUCUGAAGUGAGUGGAUAACCUGGAAGAGAGAGACCGUGUCGUGUCUGAGUAAACGAAACAUUUAAUGGCGAAUACAACGAAGGAUUGGGGUCAUGCCCUCGCCUUUGGAGAGUUGGGUUUGGCGUUCACUCUUGGGGGUUGCCGCCAACCGAUUUUCCAUGUGAUUCUCAGAAUACAGAAGAAACGAUGAUUCUUACAGAUCCGUGAGCGGUUGGUAAACUUCCAUAAUGUUGUACCACUGAUGAAACAAUUUGUCACGCGUAAAACCUUUAAAUCCUGAUUAAUGGGCCACUAACUAAUAAUCGGGCAUACCCUAGAUACUUGUGGGCAGCAGGCUUGCUAGACGACAACAAUGGCCUUUGACCUUAACAAUAUCACGUCCAUGCUGGAGAUGCUGGACGUUCCUGUUUCGUAUCAAAAUUUUUCUCUGGAAGAGCUCCUCUCAGUCUCCAAGGAAUACGAAGCUGACAACCGCUGGUUCUCCCGCGAUGAAGAGCUCGUUAUCAUUGUUCUUUUCUCCUUCCUGAGUGUUCUAGGUCUCCUCGGCAACGGUCUUGUCUUCUACAUCAUCGCACGGAAGGGCUGGAAGCAGUCAUCACGGAACUGGUAUAUCCUUAACUUGGCGUGUUCUGACAUCCUCACAUGCGUCAUGUGCAAGCCGCUAACAGUUGUGAGGCUUAUCUUAAAGAACUGGGUUCUGGGCGGGGCUUUGUGUAAAGUCGUUCCUUCUCUCCAGACCAUGUAUGUGUUCGUGUCUACUUUCACAAUUGUAGCCCUCGCUGUCGAUCGAUACAGCUCGAUUAUAUAUAACAACCACCAAACGCGGUUCAAACGUUGGGUAUUUGUGUGUCUGUGUUUUAUCUGGCUUGUGUCGCUAGGAGUGUCCGUUCCCAUGAUGGUCGUGCACGAUAUCGAACACGUGAAAGGAUUCAAUGGGAAUGUGCUUUAUUCUUUAUGUUUAGAAAAAUGGCAGUCAGAGACAGCUAUCACGUCAUACACAGUUCUGAUGUUACUACUUCAGUAUCUCUCGCCACUCAUAGCUAUUGUUGUGUUACAUUUUCUUAUCGGUAGAUUCCUUCGCUCAAGAUUUCAAACAACGUCGCCAGAAAACAUCAGUGUUCGUCGAAAGAGACGACGACAUCGAAAAAACAUUCUUCUACUUUCCAGCAUGGCCAUUUCCUUUGGCGUCUCGUGGUUUCCGUUACAUUUUAUCAACGCGCUGGCCACGAUUGACUACUCUUUCUUCCAAGGCCUGGACUUCCCGCUCAUCCAUGCCGUGUGCAUGAUGCUCGCCUUCAGUUCCGUGUGCCUGAACCCGGUUAUCUACGGACUGCUCAACACAAACUUUCGGAGAGAUUUGAUCAAAAUGUGCGGAGGUGGGCAUGAGCAGAGAUUUUCCGUCUACACGGAUUUCACCAGACGAUCAAGCCCUAACCCGGAACAGUUGGGCCUCAUUUCUUCCACCCCUAUAGAGAUGGGGAUUAGUAACACCAACUUGUGCAGGAUACGAAACGGUCACUCGAUCAGUGCUUUGUGAUAGGGCGCACUUGGGGUGGGGGGGGGGGAUUGUAUGUAUGUGUCUGAGUGUUUUUGAGAUUGUGUGGGGAGGAGGGGGAGGGAGAUGUGAAUGUAUGUGCAUUCUUGUAUAAGAUUAUAAUAUGUGUAUUUUUUAGUGUAUGUAUGUGUUUGUGUUUAUGUGCAUGCCUGCCUGUUUGUUUGUGUGUGUGUAUGAGUGUGUGUUUUUGAGAGUAUGUGGGUGUGUA